ACCAAGAUGGCGUCAACGCAGUUAACGGACGAGGAGCUUUACUCCGAAUUGAAGCGCCUCGGUUUCACUCCGGGUCCGGUUACCGAACACACUCGUCCGGUGUAUUUGAAGAAGCUGAAGAAGCUUCGCGAAGAGCACCAGCGAGGAGUUCGAGCCGCUAAAACCCGCAGCGGCGCGGCCGUCAAUAGCGGCGGCGGCGGCGGCAACACGGCGGGACCCAGGCCAGCCAGCCACAACGUCACGCACCUGAGCUCCAGCAGGAGACCGGGCCGGAAGUCCACCGUCCUCGGCUUCAGCUCGGACGAGUCCGACGCCGAAGCUCCGCUGAAAAAGAAGGCUCUCAACCACAGCGACGGGGCGCCGCGGAGGAGCCCGGCUCUGAAGAUAAAGCUCGAUAGAGAAAAAAGUCGACAUGGCGCGGGGAGUCCACUGAACAGCAACAACUCAACGUUGGCUCCGGGGGGGAACAGACGUGUCUCCUCGGGCUGGGAACUCGGCGUUAAAUCGAGUCUCGAAGCGGAUGGAAGGGAUUACGACGAAUCCGAGGACGAAUUUGAGGGGGGCGAAGAGAAGUCCUCGCGUUCUUUAAAUGGCAGUCGCGCGUCAUACUUAAAUAUACGCAAGCAAGCCGGGAACUACUCCGACGAGGACGAGGAGGUUUGGGGCCUUGGUGGGGACCGACAGCGGGGUAGUCUGGAGCCCAGACGGGGCCGCGCGAAGGAGGCAUUCUUAGCGCCGAGCCCACCCGGGAGUCUCAAUAUGGUGCGCAGACGGAAGGAGGAGGAAGAGGGAGACGACACGGAGAGAAGCUUUCCGAGGAAGUCCAUCUACGUGUCGCUUUCGGAGAACCACAGAGAAGACGCGGAGAGAAACAACCACGCCGUCGGCGAGGACGCCAGUCGUUUCAGCAUCGGGCUGAGACCGCGAUUUUCCAACUACAGCAGCCUUGCCCACACCUACAGGGGCAACCACUCCAACCACACCGCCCCCAACCACUCGUACAGCCAGCCCCUGAAGGAGAAGCUGUCCGCCGCACCGGAGGAUGAGCUUUACCAGCAGUUCAAAAGGGAAGAGGUGGCGACCUCGAGCAGUUUCAGUGCCCACUACCUGUCCAUGUUCCUGCUCACGGCAGCAUGCCUCUUCUUCCUCGUGCUGGGCCUCGUGUACCUCAGGAUGAGGGGCACUGGCUCAUCAGAGGUAGAUGUGGUCAUUAAGAGUCACCCAUUUGGCAGAGAGUUUGACACCACGCACGACAAGACCGUGAGGGAUCUCAUUUUGAAGCUGCUGCUCAAUCUCCACGAUCAUCUGGCGCACAUUGCUGGCCAACAUGACUGUGGAGACCAGCAAUACCCAAACAGAAGUCUGUCCAUAGAUGAGGCCUCUGAGUAUUUGACGGCUCAGAAUGAGGAGUUUGGAGACUUAAUUUUCACGUCGCUUGAGUGGAUCAUCCGGACAGGCCAAGAUGUUGGGAUAAGGCUGACUGGGCAGGCGGCCGACGAUCCCAUGAGCGACGUAUCAGAGAUCGCUCGGCUCGAAUCCACACAUCCAAGGAUGGCCUUCACGUGCCGCUUCCGCCGAGCUUUCCUCACCGUCAUCAGCAGAGUCUCCCUCUUUGCAGGCGUGGUUGGUGGUGUGUGGGGUCUAGUGUGCUACGUCAAGUAUCGCUGGAAGAGAGAGGAGGAGGAAACUAGGCAAAUGUAUCACACGGUGGAGAGAAUCAUCGAUGUCCUAAGGAGCCAUAAUGAGGCUUGUCAAGAGAAUCAAGAUCUUCAGCCCUACUUGCCCAUACCGCAUGUCAGGGAUUCACUGGUUCAGCCUCAGGACCGGAAGAAAAUGCAGAGAAUCUGGGAGCGCGCUGUGAGAUUUCUGUCUGCCAACGAGUCCAGAAUUCGAACAGAGAGCCAGAAAAUCGGGGGAUCAGACUUCCUCGUCUGGAGGUGGAUCCAGCCGUCUCUCAGUUGCGACAAGACCUCCUCGAUCCCCUCCAAAGUUUGGCAGGGAAAAGCUUUCCCUCUUGACCGACGGAAUUCCCCACCAAACAGCCUGACUCCGUGUCUGAAGAUCCGGAACAUGUUUGACCCAGUCAUGGAGGUCGGGGAGAACUGGGAUCUCGCCAUACACGAGGCCAUCCUGGAGAAGUGUAGCGACAACAACGGCAUUGUCCACAUUGCAGUUGACAAGAACUCUCGAGAGGGCUGUGUCUAUGUCAAGUGCCUCUCUGCAGAACACUCAGGGAAAGCCUUCAAGGCACUUCAUGGCUCUUGGUUUGAUGGUAAGCUGGUGACGGUGAAAUAUCUGCGUUUGGACCGGUACCACCAGCGCUUCCCUCAGGCUCAGGCCUGCAGCACACCCCUGAAGGCCUCCAACCUCCACAGAAACGCCACGAACACUAUGGCCAGCUCGCAGACCCGCGGCUCGGCCACCUCCUCAGGCUUCUCAUAAGUUUCUCCUUCUGCGGUCGUUUCUAACAGAGAUGACUUAACUUUUUUUUUUUUUUUUUUUUAUUAUUAUUUUUUUUUUAAACAUUUCUAUAUUACUUAUUUUCCCAGAGUCUUUUCCAGUGUUGGUUUUCUACAGUAUUUGUAUCAAAAAUGUCACAGAUGGAACAAUUUCCUCUGGGUCUGUUUAAAUGUGUGUGCAAAGACUCCAAUCCUGCGUCUCUUCCACAGUCGGCGGAGUUCACUGCGGCUCAGUAUGGAUAUACGGCUGGUGCGUGUAUCGGUCUAUGCCUCCAUGUCGGCGUCCAUUACAGCAGUGUUGAUUUCCUCUCGUUAUUUCCGACGAACAAUGUCGUUAGCGCGAGGAAGGCAUGAGAAGACUUGAAGAGGACAAUGCUGUAAAUACAUGGGAAUGACGGCACAAGCUUUAUUGAAUAAUCUGCAUUAAAAGCAAACCACAAGCCUCUGCGCCCGCCUGCCCCCCCCCCCCCCCCAUUUAUUUUAUUAUUAUUUUUGUUUUGUUUUGUUUUGUUCCAUUUCUGCCCCGUUGGCCUCCGUAACUCACAGUGCUCCUGAAAUAACAGAAUCAGGGAGUGUUGUCUUGUACAUUCGCCUGAAGCGUUCUUCAGUUGUAAUCCAGUAUAUGAUGUUAUGGUUUAUGUGUAUUAUUUACCUCUGUAAAGUCAGGCCCUUUUCUCUCAUGUUACCAAUUGAAGUUUUUCUCAUUUUCUACAUCCACUAUGUCCCCCCUUUUGAAAUGAUGCCACCGUGACCUUUGGAGCACUCUAAAUAUAUUGAUAGUUUGUAAUUUGUAAUAUUUUAAGCUCUAUUAAGAGACAUACUUGCUUUAUAUAUAUAUGUAUAUAUAUAUAUAUAUAUAUAU
Messenger RNA from Phycodurus eques (leafy seadragon), 3321 nucleotides. RefSeq names its product LEM domain containing 3 (gene lemd3). The record is from RefSeq and is a predicted model, not a curated record. The transcript has 13 exons. Gene Ontology annotation, molecular function: chromatin DNA binding. Gene Ontology annotation, cellular component: nuclear inner membrane. The coding region runs from base 7 to 2442 and encodes 811 amino acids. NCBI's taxonomy places the organism in Eukaryota, Metazoa, Chordata, Actinopteri, Syngnathiformes, Syngnathidae. Gene Ontology annotation, biological process: negative regulation of BMP signaling pathway; nuclear envelope organization.